Lathyrus sativus (Indian pea) is the source of this 1881-nucleotide messenger RNA. Lineage: Eukaryota; Viridiplantae; Streptophyta; Magnoliopsida; Fabales; Fabaceae. The record is from the annotation of a GenBank genome assembly.
AUGAUAACAUCUUCUAAACCACACACUGAUGCUGCAAAAACCGAACAAAUCAUCACCGAAUUCUUCGCCAAAAGCCUCCAUAUAAUUAUAGAAUCGAGAUCACUUUCUGCUUCAUCGCGUAAUUUCAGCACCCUCUCUUCACCAUCUUCAACCUCGUCAUCAUCAUCCUCUAGUGUUCGUCCCAGAGAUAAAUGGUUCAAUCUAGCUCUUAGAGAAUGUCCUACAGCGCUUGAAAACGCUGACCUAUGGCGCCACAAUAAUCUUCACCCGAUUGUGGUGGAUAUUGUUUUGGUCCACAGAACCAUGCAAUUGAACUUGAAAGAACAAAACCCUUUUGAGGAAUUUGGAGUUGGGGGUUCACAGAGUGAGAAGAUUGUAGAGAGAUGGGUGAUUCAAUAUGAAAGCAGAAAAACUAGGGAUUGUUCUAGUUCAAGCAGUACAAGAAGGUCAAGUAACACUUUUUUGCAAAAUUUGUAUAAAAAAGCUACUUUACUUAUAAGGUCUUUGUAUGCUAAUGUUAGGCUUUUACCUGCUUAUAAGAUUUUCAAGGAACUUAAUUCUUCUGCAAAUGUUUGCGCUUUUACUCUUGCUCAUCGUGUGUCUACUUUUUUUGAACCUUUUACCUCUAAACAAGAGUCUGAAAUGCUCAAAUUUGUGUUCACUCCUGUGGAUACUUUGUCUGGUAGGCUAUGUCUUUCCGUAAUGUAUUGUCAGUGUGUUUCUGAUGUGAGUUCUGAAUCAUCUACUCCUUUGUCUCCGCGAGUUAUAACUGAUUAUGUCGGUAGUCCUAUGACCGAGCGGUUGAUGCGGUUUCCGUCGCUACCAGUGGUUAGAAUGCCAUUACAUGGCUCUCCGUCAUCGUUGCCGUUUUCGAGGAGACAUAGUUGGAGUUAUGAAAAUUGUAGAGCCUCGCCUCCUUCCGCUAAUUAUUAUUAUUCGCCUUCACCUACUCAUUCGGAUUCGCAGACAUUGGUUUCUAAUGCUAGUUAUCAAUGUUAUCCACCACCCUCUAGUUUGCCUCCUCAUCCAAGUGAAAUGGCUUUGCUUCACAAGAAGAAUGUGAAUUUCGAUGAUUACUAUCCUUCGCCAAAUUUCUCUCCAUCUCCCUCACCUUCUUCAUCAUCUCCAAUCUAUCAUUUGGGAUCAUUACCUUCAAAAACACUUUUACGCUCCGAAAGUGCUCCGGUCAACAUACCUAAUGCUGAAGUUGCUAAUUCCGCUGGACAUACGAGUAGGCAUAAUUUGCCACCAUCUACUCCAAUUAGAAUUUCAAGGUGUACUUCUGAGACAGAUAGGAGUAAUAAUCUCAUGCAAUUGUGCACACCAGCUGAAAAGAUGUGUUCUCUUAGAAAAGAUGAGUCUCAAAAGUAUUCUAGAGUGAAGAUAGUACCGAACAGCUCGCCGCAUAUUUCAUUUUCGAGGAGCUCUAGCAGGUCUUAUCAAGAUGAUUUUGAUGAUACUGAUUUUAUUUGUCCUUUUGAUGUGGAUGAUGACGAUACAACAGACCCAGGCAGCAGAGCGGAAUCUUUAGAUCACGGUGACAUGACUCAACUGCUUGAAGCGGGUAGAUUCCUUCCAAUCAGAAAGUCCCAAGGUGCUGCAGUUGGUGCACUUGUAAAUAGGUUGAAGAAAGCAGCACCUCUUCAUCAAGACUCCUCUACAUGUCAAAACACAUCUCAGCGUGCGUGUCCUGAAAUCCUAAACAGCAGUAAAUUUCAAGAGCCUAACCAGAUUCCAAAUACCCUAUCACCACCGGUGAGUAUAAUGUCUUAUGGUAAUAAGAAAACAACAAAUGAUGCAUUGGAAGAGUUUCAUAGUUAUAGAGAAAUGAAAAACAUGUUACUUAAGCCGCGUGGUGGUGGUAGUAAGCAACAAAUAUAG